Rana temporaria (common frog) is the source of this 2007-nucleotide messenger RNA. It is a transcript of the gene ANKRD13C, whose product is annotated as ankyrin repeat domain 13C. Gene Ontology annotation, molecular function: protein binding. The transcript has 13 exons. Lineage: Eukaryota; Metazoa; Chordata; Amphibia; Anura; Ranidae. The record is from RefSeq and is a predicted model, not a curated record. Bases 97 to 1554 code for a protein of 485 amino acids. Gene Ontology annotation, cellular component: cytoplasm.
AGUAGAGAUCUCGCGAGAUUUGCGCCGUAAGAUGGCCGCGGGAGGUCCUCCGCUGUUCCUGUGAGGGAAGGGAUGUCCCGGGUGUGAGCCGCUCCAAUGACCGGGGAGAAGCUCCGUCCCCUGCGCCGGGACCACAAGCCGAGCAAGGAGGACGAGCUGCUGGAGCCGGACGAGGAUAGCGGAGGGGAAGGCGGGAGGAAUAAGAACGCCAAAAGCUUCUCCAAUCACCGGAUCAUCCCGUCCAACCCGGCCCUCAGCCAGGCCUGCUUCCCCGUCCAUGAGUGUGUGUUCCGGGGAGACAUCCGCCGCCUCUCCUCCCUCAUCCGGAGCCACAGCAUCGGACACAAGGAUAUCCAUGGUAAUACGCCGUUACACCUCGCUGUGAUGCUGGGCAACAAAGAAUGUUCUCAUCUCCUCCUGGCACACAAUGCUCCUGUCAAGGUAAAGAAUGCCCAGGGCUGGAGCCCCCUGGCUGAAGCCAUCAGCUAUGGAGACAGACAGAUGAUUACAGCACUGUUGAGAAAGCUGAAGCAGCAGUCCAGGGAGAGUGUGGAGGAGAAGAGACCGCGCCUGUUAAAUGCUCUGAAAGAGCUGGGAGACUUUUACCUAGAACUUCACUGGGAUUUUCAAAGUUGGGUGCCUUUACUGUCCCGUAUCCUGCCUUCCGAUGCAUGCAAGAUCUAUAAACAAGGUAUUAAUAUCAGGCUUGACACUACUCUCAUAGACUUCACCGACAUGAAGUGCCAACGAGGGGACCUCAGCUUCAUCUUUAACGGAGAUGCUCCCCCCUCUGAAUCUUUUGUAGUUUUAGACAAUGAACAGAAAGUUUACCAGAGAAUACAUCAUGAGGAAUCGGAAAUGGAGACCGAAGAGGAGGUGGAUAUUUUAAUGAGUAGCGAUGUUUAUUCAGCAACUUUGUCUACAAAAUCCAUCUCGUUUCAGCGUGCCCAAACUGGCUGGCUUUUCAGGGAGGAUAAAACGGAGCGUGUGGGAAACUUCUUAGCGGACUUCUAUUUAGUAAAUGGCUUAAUCUUAGAGUCCAGAAAGAGGAGAGAGCACCUCAGUGAAGAAGACAUUCUGCGAAAUAAAGCCAUCAUGGAGAGCCUGAGCAAAGGGGGGAGCCUGAUUGAGCAGAACUUUGAGCCUGUACGGAGACCGUCGCUGCCCUCGCCUCCCCCGAACACCAUUUCCUGGGAAGAGUACAUGUCUGCAGAAAGUGGAAAGGCUCCCCAUCUUGGAAGAGAGCUGGUCUGCAAAGAGAACAAGAAAACCUUCAAAGCAACAAUUGCUGUGAGCCAGGACUUCCCACUAGGAAUUGAAUCACUGCUGAAUGUUCUAGAAGUAAUUGCACCUUUCAAGCACUUUAAUAAACUUCGAGAAUUUGUACAGAUGAAGCUUCCUCCAGGUUUCCCUGUAAAAUUAGAUAUCCCCGUAUUCCCAACCAUUACAGCCACUGUAACUUUUCAAGAGUUUCGCUAUGGAGAAUUUGAAGAGUCCAUCUUUACAAUACCGGAUGACUACAAAGAGGAUCCAAGCCGUUUCCCCGACUUAUAGAUCUCAUAGAGGAUUUGGGUGUAGAGUAAGACUCUAUGUGGGGAAAAUCGGAUGAGAUUCUUUGGGGGGGGAAAAACGCACAGUCGAGGCGAUCUGUGUUCUAUUGCAAGCGAAACCGCUUCUGAUCUCUCGUAAUCUGUGAUCCAUUACCUCUGGGAUCGAUAACCAGCUGCGCAGUCCGGCAAGCCAGGGGCAUUAUGGGACAAUCUCAAUACCCCACCCCCACCCUUCCUUACACUUUUUCUUUUUUCUUUUUCUCAGUUUAAUUCCUGCAGCUGCGGAUCAUCCAGUUGUGUUCAAGGACUUUUUUGACACUCAAAUCUUGUAUAAUUCCACCUUAUAUUUUAGGGUGAACUUUUAAAUAAUCUCUUUUCCAUAAAUUAUGUUCUAUGUAAUAUUAUGUAUAGAUUCCUGUUUGCUGGAUAUAUAUAUAUAAAAAAAAAAUAGAAGGUG